Molecule: messenger RNA, 1320 nt
Organism: Botrytis fragariae
Lineage: Eukaryota; Fungi; Ascomycota; Leotiomycetes; Helotiales; Sclerotiniaceae
Product: putative protein phosphatase 2c protein
Exons: 7
Coding region: 1-1320 (439 amino acids)
Biological process (GO): protein dephosphorylation
Molecular function (GO): cation binding; protein serine/threonine phosphatase activity
Source: RefSeq, a predicted model, not a curated record
AUGGGUCAGACUCUUUCGGAGCCCGUCGUGGAGAAGCAUUCAGCUAUCGGAGGCGAUGAGAGAUUACUUUAUGGUGUCUCUUCCAUGCAGGGAUGGAGAAUCAGCAUGGAGGACGCGCACGCGACUAUCCUCGAUUUACAACAUACAAAAGGACAGGAAUUGAAGCCAGCUCCAAUCGAUAGCAGACUCUCAUUCUUCGGUGUUUACGAUGGACAUGGAGGAGACCGGGUAGCACUUUUUGCAGGAGAAAAUAUACACCAGAUCAUCGCAAAACAGGAAGCAUUCCAAAAGGGUGAUAUUGAACAAGCUCUGAAGGAUGGCUUCCUUGCAACAGACAGAGCAAUCUUGAUGGAUCCAAGAUACGAGGAGGAAGUUUCUGGCUGUACCGCAUCCGUUGGCAUAAUUUCGCACAAGAAGAUCUAUGUGGGAAACGCCGGAGACUCAAGAAGUGUUUUAGGAGUCAAGGGUCGCGCCAAGCCUCUGUCAUUCGACCACAAGCCGCAAAACGAAGGCGAAAAAGCCAGAAUUAAUGCGGCUGGAGGCUUUGUCGAUUUUGGUCGUGUCAAUGGCAACCUUGCAUUAUCAAGAGCCAUUGGUGACUUUGAAUUCAAAAAGAGCGCAGAGCUUUCGCCUGAGCAGCAAAUCGUCACUGCAUUCCCCGAUGUUACCGUACACGAUAUUACAGACGAUGACGAGUUUUUAGUGGUCGCUUGUGAUGGUAUCUGGGAUUGCCAAUCAUCCCAGGCUGUUAUUGAGUUUGUUCGACGAGGCAUUGUUGCCAAGCAAGAUUUAUCUAAAAUCUGCGAGAACAUGAUGGAUAACUGUUUAGCAUCCAAUUCGGAAACUGGUGGUGUUGGUUGUGAUAACAUGACGAUGAUUGUUAUCGGUCUCUUGAACGGCAAGACUAAGGAAGAGUGGUACGACGAAAUUGCAAAGCGUGUUGCGAAUGGAGAUGGUCCAUGUGCCCCUCCGGAGUAUGCUGAAUUCCGUGGACCUGGUGUUCAUCAUAACUUUGAUGAUAGUGACAGUGGAUAUGAUGUUGAUAUGGACCAGAAGCUUAAGUCUUUCGGUGGGAACCCACGUGGACGGAUCAUUCUUCUUGGAGAUGGUACAGAAGUCCUCACUGAUUCCGAUGAUACAGAAAUGUUCGAUCACAGUGAGGAAGACAAGGACCUCGCCAGCCAGGUCCCAAAGGGACAGCCUCAAUCCGAAGUUCCCGAAUCCGAUGCCUUACCCGAAAAGAUUGACCCGAAAGAGCCAAAGUAUCAGGCAGUCGUAGACGAAGUUUUACCAAAAUCGAGCAAGGCGGAAGAGAAGUAG